Molecule: messenger RNA, 1294 nt
Organism: Populus trichocarpa (black cottonwood)
Lineage: Eukaryota; Viridiplantae; Streptophyta; Magnoliopsida; Malpighiales; Salicaceae
Product: calcineurin B-like protein 7
Exons: 9
Coding region: 436-1086 (216 amino acids)
Biological process (GO): calcium-mediated signaling
Molecular function (GO): calcium ion binding; kinase binding
Source: RefSeq, a predicted model, not a curated record
AUGGAGACAGUGGAGGAUGACAUUAAUUAAUAUAAAAAUACAAUCCCAGCACAAAUGAAUAGCCAGAAGAAACAAGCUUCUGUGAAUGGAGAAAGUGAAAUUGUCAACUCUUUUUUUAUUCUAGAAGAAGCAACUUCCUCCUCAGGUAAAGAUAUCCAGCUCCCUGCACGGCAGUUCUUGAUAUUUUUUGUCCCCUCUCUGGUCAUUGCUACAUAUGUGUGUGGUUAAAUGAAAGAGAUGAAUCUUGAGGGCAUAAAACAAUCUCAAGUUCGACCCUUUUUGUAACGGGGCUUUCUUCAUGUGUUUGCAGUGGAGAUUGAUUUAGAAAAAACGUUACCUUCAGUGCUUUGAAAUUUAUUAUAAAAUCCGGGAUUUGCUGCAUUUAUUACAUAAAGACUCAUUGGGAUCAAUUGCGUAUAACUGUGUAUCAGAAAUAUGGAUGCUUUCAAAGGCUGUUUUUGCUCGACAAAAACCAGUAAACUACCGAGGGAUGAGGAUCCUAUCAUACUUGCUUCUGAAACACCAUUUACUGUCAACGAAAUAGAAGCUUUGCAUGAUCUAUUCAAGAAGCUAAGCAGUACCAUAGUUGAUGAUGAUCUUAUUCACAAGGAAGAAUUUCAACUAGCGCUUUUCAGUAAUAGCAGUAAGCAGAAUAUUUUCUCUGACAGGGUAUUUGAUCUUUUUGAUGCCAAGCAUAACGGGGUAAUCAAAUUUGGAGGGUUUGUUAGGUCAUUAAGUGUGUUCCAUCCAAAUGCUUCUGAAGAGGAUAAAAUUACAUUUGCAUUCAGACUGUAUGAUCUACGACAAACUGGCUAUAUUGAGCGUGUUGAAUUGAAGGAGAUGGUACUGGCUAUUCUGAGUGAAUUGGAUUCUACACUUACCGAUGACGCUGUUGAUUCUAUUGUGGACAAGACAAUGAUUGAAGCAGAUUUAAAUGGAGAUGGCAGAAUUGAUCCAGAAGAGUGGAAGGACUUUGUAACUAAGAACCCAUCUCUCCUGAAGAACAUGACUCUUCCAUAUCUAAAGGAAUUAACACUAGCAUUUCCCAGCUUUGUGCUCAAUACCGAAGUGCCAGACUACAAAUAACAGGAUGGUAUCAAAUUCUAUUCCCAUAAGAUGCGAUAAACAUUAACAUGGAGAUGCUGGAAGAACCUAGGCUGCUACAGAGACGCCCUUUAAGUGUACUGCAUGCACAGUGUAAUUACUAAUUAUAGUCAAAAGUAUUCCGUUUCUGCUACUUUUAACAAGAAGUUUUUGAGUUUUUAAUAAGCAAGUUUGGAGGUUUUUAUAUUGA